UAGAAUAUCUGCGUGAAAAACUGCAUUAGUGAUUUUGGUUUUCAUUGAAUUGAUAAAUAAUUUGAUUAACAAUUGGGCACAAUCAAAAUCAAUGUUCCACAUGAAAGGACUCACAAUUAGUCUUAACUUUGCUUAACUUGAUACGCAAACCAACAUUAGCCAGCCAGAGACAUGGAUAAAAAGAUCUCGUCCUCGUCGCAGCCGCGCAUCUUGAAGAAAAAGCAUUUCCGUGUUAAGCACCAAAAGGUGAAACUAUUCCGAGCAAAUGAGCCGAUUCUAAGCGUCUUUAUGUGGGGCAUAAAUCAUACUAUAAACGAAUUGAGUCAUGUGAACAUACCAGUGAUGCUGCUCCCAGAUGACUUCAGGGCCUAUUCCAAAAUAAAAGUCGAUAAUCAUUUAUUCAACAAAGAAAAUAUGCCGUCACAUUUCAAGGUGAAGGAGUACUGCCCCCUAGUAUUUCGCAAUUUGCGCGAGCGAUUUGGUGUAGACGAUGUUGAUUAUCGCGAGUCACUUACUCGGUCGCAGCCAGUUCGCAUUGACUCGUCCGGCAAGUCUGGAGCACAAUUUUACCAGAGCUAUGACAAAUUUUUCAUCAUCAAAAGCCUCACUUCGGAGGAAAUCGAGCGCAUGCAUGCUUUUCUCAAGCAUUACCAUCCAUACGUUGUCGAGCGACACGGCAAGACUCUAUUGCCGCAAUACUUAGGCAUGUACCGCAUCACCGUGGAGAGCGUUCAGUAUUACUUUGUCGUAAUGAGAAACGUAUUCAGCUCUCAUUUGACCAUUCACAAAAAAUUCGAUCUAAAGGGCAGCACUGUGGAUCGUGAGGCCUCCGACAAGGAGCUAGAAAAACACUUGCCCACAUACAAGGAUAAUGACUUUAUUAAACAGAAAAUAAAGUUGGAAAUUGGGGAGGAACCCAAGAAGAAAUUGUUGGACACUUUAAACAAUGAUGUUGAUCUCCUAACAAAGUUGCACAUCAUGGACUAUUCUUUGUUGGUUGGCAUACACGACUGUGUACGUGCCGAAGAAGAGGCUUUGCAAGGAGACAGUGCGCAAGCGACAGGACGCAGCGAAAAUAGCGAGAGCGAGGAAUGCGAUAGUGGCGAACGAUGCUGGACGUACAACACUCCUCCGGACUCGCCUAGAGGUGCCCAGUAUAAGGAAGUUGUUUAUGAAGUCGACAUAUAUGCCAUUCCAAGUAUCGAAGAAAGACGCGAAAUUUAUUUCAUAGCUAUCAUUGAUGUUCUAACUCAGUAUGGCGUCAAAAAGCAGGCGGCAAAAGCAGCCAAGACCGUUAAAUAUGGUAGUAAUGUUGAUGGAAUAUCAACAUGUGAUCCUGAACAAUAUGCCAAACGAUUCCUGGAAUUUAUGGAUAAAGCUAUAGAAUAAGAUAUCAAAUUGUAUUUGCCACAUUAAAAAUGAAUCAUGUAUACAUAUAAAAUAUUGUCCCAGUGGCGUUUGCGUUGCUCCAUGCUGGUCAUCGAGCCCAGAACCCCUCAACACUACCUUGGACGCAGUGGUGUUAGUGCGGUGGGCUCUCGCCCUACAAGACUAUUAAAAUCUAAAGGAUAAA
Scaptodrosophila lebanonensis is the source of this 1573-nucleotide messenger RNA. It is a transcript of the gene PIP4K, whose product is annotated as phosphatidylinositol 5-phosphate 4-kinase type-2 beta. The transcript is spliced from 11 exons. The record is from RefSeq and is a predicted model, not a curated record. Gene Ontology annotation, biological process: phosphatidylinositol metabolic process. Gene Ontology annotation, molecular function: phosphatidylinositol kinase activity. Bases 172 to 1389 code for a protein of 405 amino acids. NCBI's taxonomy places the organism in Eukaryota, Metazoa, Arthropoda, Insecta, Diptera, Drosophilidae.